CGAGCUAAACAUCUUCAUCAACUGAUCUCAAGACGAUUGCUGUAGCCAAAUAUCUUCUCUCAAACAUUCAGAUUGGGCGCGCAACCAUGCUCGAGACGAGAUCACCCUAUCAAGAGGGCAGCCUCUGGUACUAUGCCCCCACUCAAGGGGCACCCAUUUCCUUUGCCAUCUUAUUUGCCGUCUCCGGCAUGUUACACACGUACCAGUGCUUCAUGUAUAAGUCCUGGAAAGUGACAGGACUCCUUCCCUGGUCGGCUCUUCUCUUCACAGCAGGAUUUGUGCUGCGUAUCAUCGGCGCCUUCGGGCAGUGGGACAACGUGGGGGUUUAUAUUGCGAGCACUGUCCUGCUGUUAGCUGGACCACCCGUCUACGAGGGAGCCAACUACUUCAUCCUGGGCCGCAUUCUCUACUACAUCCCGUACCACUCGCCGAUUCAUCCUGGCCGGGUCUUCACCACCUUCAUUGCUGUGGGAGCGGUGAUCGAGGCCAUCACCGGUAACGGGGCUGCGCUGGUCGCUAAUUCCGGGGCGACCGAAAGUAAAAGAGAAACGGGCGAAGCACUGCUCAAAGCAGCACUGAUCCUGCAACUUGUGCUGAUGGUAGCAUUUGUGGCCCUUGCUUCCAGAUUCCAGUACAACUGCCACCGUGGUGGUGUCCUAAACACCAAGCUCAAACGUGCCUUGACUGUGCUGUACUGCAGCUGCGCUCUCAUUACCGUGCGGACGAUUUACCGGACCGUGGAAUACUUUAGCGCUGCAGGCCUCAACGUAUGGAGCGGGGACAAUAUCAAUCCUAUCCUCAAGGAUGAAUGGUUCUUCUGGGUGUUUGAGGCUGCUGUGAUGUACUGCAACACCAGCUUGUUGAAUAUCUUUCAUCCGAUGCGGUGGCUUCCACGCUCCAACAAGAUCUACCUGGCGACAGACGGGUUCACGGAGAUUGAAGGACCAGGUUACGAUGACCAUCGACCGGUCAUCCUGACCGUGUUUGAUCCUUUUGACAUCGCUGGUCUCAUUAAGAACCGGGGCCGGAAGGAGAAGUACUGGGAAGUUGGGACAGCCCACAACCCAAAGAAGGAGGCACCUGGAACGUCUCCUGUGUAACGUGAGCAAUGAAUUAUCUGGGUUCAGCGGAUUAGUUCGGCUUUCUCCUGUUCAAACUAUGUAUAUAGAUGGUGG
This is a messenger RNA of Aspergillus ibericus CBS 121593, 1175 nucleotides long. RefSeq names its product putative RTA1 domain protein. Gene Ontology annotation, cellular component: membrane. NCBI's taxonomy places the organism in Eukaryota, Fungi, Ascomycota, Eurotiomycetes, Eurotiales, Aspergillaceae. The record is from RefSeq and is a predicted model, not a curated record. The coding region runs from base 87 to 1100 and encodes 337 amino acids. The transcript has 4 exons.